GCGAGAGAUAGUCGGGGUGGUGGAACCUGUGCCCCAUGAUGAAACAUACUGUGACUCUGCAUCUCUGUUCCAUGUUGCUAAUGAUUACUCAUUCAUCCGAUAUUACACAAGGACCAUUUAUCAAUUCCAGUUUCAAGAAGCCCUUUGUCAAGCAGCUAACCAUGAAGGCCCCCUGUACAAAUGUGACAUCUCAAAUUCCACCGAAGCUGGGCAGAAGCUACUCCAUAUGCUGAGCCUUGGAAAAUCAGAACCCUGGACCUUGGCAUUGGAACGUGUUGUAGGAACAAAGAAUAUGGAUGUAAGACCAUUGCUCAACUACUUUGAGCCCUUGUUUAUCUGGCUAAAAGACCAGAACAGGAAUUCUUUUGUGGGGUGGAACACUGACUGGAGUCCAUAUGCUGACCACAGCAUCAAAGUGAGGAUAAGCCUAAAAUCAGCUCUUGGAGAAAACGCAUACGAAUGGAAUGACAAUGAAAUGUACUUGUUCCGGUCAUCUGUUGCAUAUGCCAUGAGAGAGUAUUUUUCAAAAGUCAAAAACCAGACGAUUCCUUUUGGGGAGGGGGAUGUAUGGGUGAGUGAUUUGAAACCAAGAAUCUCGUUCAACUUCUUUGUCACUGCACCCGAAAACGUGUCUGACAUCAUUCCUAGAACUGAAGUUGAAAACGCCAUCAGGAUGUCCCGGAGCCGUAUCAAUGAUGCUUUCCGCCUGGAUGACAACACCCUGGAGUUUCUGGGGAUUCAGCCAACACUUGGACCUGCUUACCAGCCGCCUGUCACCACAUGGCUGAUUGUUUUUGGAGUAGUGAUGGGACUGGUAGUGGUUGGCAUUGUCUUCCUGAUCUUCACUGGGAUCAGAGAUCGAAGGAAGAAUAAACAAGCAAGAAAUGAAGAAAAUCCUUAUGCCUCCACGAACGUUAGUGAAGGAGAAAAUAAUCCAGGUUUCCAGAACAGUGAUGAUGUUCAGACUUCAUUUUAGAAAAAUCUAUCUUUUUCCUCCUGAGGUGAUUUUAUUGUACAUAAAUGUUAAUUCUAUGGUACAGAAAAUAUGAGAUUAUAAAGAUGUCAUUAAAUAUCAAAACUAUGACUGUUCAGAAAAA
This is a messenger RNA of Galeopterus variegatus (Sunda flying lemur), 1097 nucleotides long. RefSeq names its product angiotensin-converting enzyme 2-like. Lineage: Eukaryota; Metazoa; Chordata; Mammalia; Dermoptera; Cynocephalidae. The annotation marks the transcript as partial. Gene Ontology annotation, biological process: proteolysis. Gene Ontology annotation, molecular function: metallopeptidase activity; peptidyl-dipeptidase activity. The transcript has 8 exons. Gene Ontology annotation, cellular component: membrane. The record is from RefSeq and is a predicted model, not a curated record.